Molecule: messenger RNA, 1248 nt
Organism: Blastomyces dermatitidis ER-3
Lineage: Eukaryota; Fungi; Ascomycota; Eurotiomycetes; Onygenales; Ajellomycetaceae
Product: oxidoreductase
Exons: 2
Coding region: 1-1143 (380 amino acids)
Molecular function (GO): nitronate monooxygenase activity
Source: RefSeq, a predicted model, not a curated record
AUGUACCGAAUACCGGCAUUUAAGUUCGAGCGAUUUUCGAUUCAUCUCCGCAGCUUAUCUGAUGUUGGCUAUGCGAUAAUGGACCCUCCCGGCGCCCUCAAAACGCCUGGAGUUGCCCUGAGAGUUAUAACCAGCAAUAGCUCCAAAGAUCUUGCAAGACACAGCUCACCGGGCUGCUGGGCAUCCAGCAUCCAAUACUCCUGGCGGGUCAGUAUUGAAACUCUUUCAAGUGUUUGUUGUGAUUGUGAAGCUAAUACGGCGGUCACAAUAAUAGGUAUGGCCAGGACUUCAUCUGGUGAGCUGGCAGCCGCAGUAUCCAACGCUGGUGGACUAGGCGUCAUCGGCGGCCUAGGGUACACUCCUAAGCAACUGCAAGAGAUCAUUGAUGAUCUCAAAUCCAAUCUGAGAGACCCUUCAUUGCCGUUCGGUGUUGACCUUGCUCUCCUGAAACUGGGGGGAGGGGCCCGGAAGACAAAUUACGAUUACACGUCUGGACAGCUUGAUGCUUUAGUAGAUAUCACGAUCAACAGCGGUGCAAAAUUGUUUGUGUCCGCUGUUGGCGUGCAUGUCAUCAAGAAACUGCACGAUGCUGGCAUUCUAAUUAUGAAUAUGAUUGGUGCGCCGAAACACGCGCAAAAGGCUCUGGAAGCUGGGGUGGAUAUGGUUUGCGCAGAGGGUGGCGAAGGAGGCGGCCAUACAGGGUCGAUUGCGACUUCUAUCCUAGUACCUGCUGUGUGUGAUGUUGCGAAGAAUUACAUCUCACCCUUAACCGGCAAACCAGCGAUGGUUGUUGCGGCUGGUGGGAUUUUCAAUGAACGAUCCUUGGCUGCUGCUUUAAUGCAAGGGGCACAGGGCGUUUGGGUCGGGACUCGAUUCGUGGCCUCCAUUGAAGCUGGCUGCUCUAAGACUCAUAAGGAUGAAGUUGUCACCGCUACUUUUGAUGAUACUGUUCGGACUCUUGAUGUCAGUGGUAGGCCCAUGAGGGUCAAAGCAAAUGACUAUAUCAAGAGAUGGGAACAGCAGCCUGAGAAAAUAUUGGCUUUGAUGAAGCAGGGCAUCAUUCCGUAUUCGAAGGAUAUCGAGGAUGAAGUUGAAGAUGCUGAUCAUCCAUUUUUUGAUGGGCCAGGUGGCUGCUGUUAUUGACAAAAUUCAGCCGGCGGCGGAGAUUGUGGACGAAGAUGGUUUCUGGGGCGUAUGAGAGUGUACGUAAGGUAUCUCUGGUAACUUUUAGGGCUUGCUUGUACGCCG